UUGAAGCUGUCAAUAUGUAUUUUGUCCGCAGUAUGUUCAAAAUAAUUUCGCUUUAUAUGUUAGCGAUUUUCGCUGAAUUUUCUAAGGAAAGUAGUGUGUUGUAUGUAAGAAAUACACAAUAUGAUGGAUAUAUGUGUGAACAUGGCGAUGUUGCAGCAUCAUUUGGUAAUACGAAAAACAAAAGAAUGUGUCUCUCAGCGUGCGCAGCUUAUAGAUGUGCACGUGUCUUCUACUAUCCCGAGUCAGAAUUGUGUCUGGGCUGUUUCUCCCUACUGAUCAGAGAUUCCCUUCUUGUCAGCGAGGGAUCUGUACAUUAUGAAGCAAAAUGUCCAAGUACAUAUGGCCAGUUCAACACUUCUUGUUACACAUACACGGAUACUCAGAUGACAUGGGAUGCUGCAAAGAAUUACUGUGAGAAAUUAAAUGGAUAUUUAGCGACCAUUGAAAGCUCUGAUGAGAACAGUUAUGUAGCAAAUUGGUUGAAUGAUAAUGGCGUGGCAUCGACUGACUUGAAGGUAUGGAUUGGGGUAACAGAUUCACAAACAGAAGAUGCCUGGCAACCCGACAAAAUAACUGGUGUGGCAAAUGAAGACUGUGUGGCCAUUGAAAUUUAAACGUUGGCAUUAUCUGCCAUGCUCGAUGUCUAAUCCUGCCGUGUGUGAAAUUGCUUUGAUAUAAUGCAAUACGAAUACUUCUUUCUUUUAUUAAUUUAAGAGAAAGGAAAGGAAUCAUAUACUAUGGAAUUUUUGAAAACUGCAAUGGCCAGUGGUCGAACAUGUUCAAAAAGUGUUUGCAUUUCAAACUGAUAUGGAAAACAAUGAAGAGGUGUAUGUGUAUGUGUAUGUGUAUGUGUACAGUUUGUUUUAUGUUUAUUUAGUUUAAUAGAGUAAUCAUACUAUGUACCUACACUGAUAUGGCAACAUUGUAAGAAUCGUAUUCACUUGUCUGAGGUUUAUUCUGGAUCGAACUUUUUAUUAUAUGAUUUAAUGUUUAAAAAUUGGAAACUGAAGAUAUUGUAGAUGAGUCAUAUUUAAACUUCUUAAAAUUAUUUUGAUUACAUUUUAAUCAAUGUUGUAAUGAUCAACAAGUGAACAAACAAGGUCAAGUUUAAUCUAUACAUUAUUCACUUGUUGAGUCGCUUAUUGGCGGAUUCAAAUAGUUUAUUUUUAUUUGUUACUUUGUUUCAAAUCACUUCUUGUUGCCAUUCAAAUAAUCUUUUAUGUGUAGAAAGUUAUAAAUAUUUUUAUGUACAAUACAUUUCUGAGGUAAAAUAGAUAUGGCAUUUCAUGGACGAUUUUAAAUACUGAAAGUUGUUAGAUUGCCUUGUUAUCCUAAAUAUGACUAUACGCAAUAGAAAUGCAACCAAGCAAAAUAUUAGUACAUUUAAUACCCUAUGGCUAAUCCUAGAUAUACUAUGAGAACCAUGGUAUCUAACGGGAAAAUAUACCAGCCCAU
Messenger RNA from Mercenaria mercenaria, 1455 nucleotides. RefSeq names its product C-type lectin domain family 2 member L-like. Lineage: Eukaryota; Metazoa; Mollusca; Bivalvia; Venerida; Veneridae. Gene Ontology annotation, molecular function: carbohydrate binding. The record is from RefSeq and is a predicted model, not a curated record. The transcript has 4 exons. Bases 15 to 614 code for a protein of 199 amino acids. Gene Ontology annotation, biological process: biological process involved in interspecies interaction between organisms. Gene Ontology annotation, cellular component: external side of plasma membrane.